Messenger RNA from Liolophura sinensis, 2182 nucleotides. Its product is annotated as plasmolipin-like. Gene Ontology annotation, cellular component: membrane. The transcript has 4 exons. The record is from RefSeq and is a predicted model, not a curated record. Lineage: Eukaryota; Metazoa; Mollusca; Polyplacophora; Chitonida; Chitonidae. The coding region runs from base 100 to 606 and encodes 168 amino acids.
AAGUGGCGUAUUAAGCCAAAGAGUAUUUAGGUCAUAUGCACACGGGCGACGCUUCCACCAUACACGUACGCCGCACCUGCCAGGAUCUUCUGCGCCAAUAUGCCGACUUCAUACAUUUCUACAGUGCCAGGUCUGCUGAAGAUUAUUGAGGCUGUAUUAUGUCUGGGUGGUUUUAUAUCUGCCAUAAUCCCCUAUGAUUGGACAUCCGCUGGCGGUGGGUGGACUCAAUUUGUCACCAUUACAGCCCUUUUUGGCGUUGUUGGCAUAUUGAUCGCCAACAUGUUCUUGGUUGAAAAGUUACCACCGAUUUUCCCACUACUAGUGCUGAUAUUCUACGCGGUGUAUGACUUGUUUCUCCUAAGUGCCGGCAUUCUGACCGCCGUCCGAGCUGGCCAGGUCUACACAGUUCUCAUAUUUCUCACAGGGUAUAACUUAUACCAAUCUAUAGCAGCCGCCGCAUUUUUUGUGCUGGCAGCCUUCGUCGUUUUCGUCAUCGACACCAUUUUGUCGUUCUCAGCAUGGCGGGCGUCCUCUGCUCAGACACAAUCUUCUUCUACACAUACAACAGCAACGACCACAAGUAAAACCACUGUAGUCGUCUCUUGAUUGGCUGUCGUCUUCUCAAUAACCACUAUAUUCUGAUGACUGACAUUUGGAGCGAGAAUACUGUCUGAGUAAGAUAGAAUAAUCCAACGCGGUGAAUACCUGCGUACUACAUCCUACUGGGAAAAAAGUAAUAGCUAUUGGCAUAAAUGUAUGUCUAUGCGUUUUCAUAGUCCAGUUUUUUUUAUAGAUAUGACUAAUACGUAGUAAGAUUUCCUAAGCAUCCUUUCUGUAGAACAUUUGUAAGGAUGUCACACUGGGAAAACAUGAAUACUGUUGGGUAGUUUAUUAUUUUAUUCACCAGUUAUUCUAUUAUAUGUGAUGAAAUCUACCAGUUAGUGGCAGUACGUGGAGGAUUUCCUCUCCGUGUCGAAUGUUUCUGAAAUGGGUCCGGAUGUGUGAGGUCAGGUGUCACUUUCAUUAAACUGCGUAUGUCAUAUUUGUCGAAACUUUUUUCGUAAAAGACGUUGCCUGGGUUAUAUUGCCAUAAGGCGACGUCAUUUACGAGAAAAGUUACGAAAAAUUGAUUAACGAAGUUUUGUAAAAGUGGCCCGUGGACGAUUAAAGCAGUUUUACAGUCCAGGAGAAAUUGCUUUGGUGCGUGUAUGUAUGUAAUGGUAUCCUUUUAUAAUGCUCUAAGUAAAGGCUUUAGUAAUGUACAUGUGUUAUGUUUGACUGGAUUAAACUUGCUGUAUGAAGAGGGUUAUUAUAGCUGUGUACACGUUAUUUUUGGCAGAACUGAACACCAUGCCAUACCGCUACAGCGUACACGUGCAUAUUAGAUUACUGUCAAAAUAACAAUGAUAGGUUACAGACUGCCACUUUAGCACUAAAGUUGACAAUUAUAAGACUGGUCUGGUGGAAAAAUUGUAUAUUUAUCACUGAGGUGAUAAUCUAGGUAAAACAUUUACUCUGCUGAAGGUGAUAGCUAAUCACCGCCACGUCACUGAUCAUAAGUAUACAGUUUUUCCAGUAGGCCAGUCUUCUAACUGUCAAUUUUACUGUCAAGAAAUGAAUUUUAAGGGAUCGUUAAUCUAUGAAUAAUUCAUUCUCUGUCCAGUACAAGUUUACACCUGUUCCACCAUGUACUUAUUUUCUUAUUAUCCUUGUAUAUCUAUUUUCCCCUAUAUUCAUGGAUUUCUUACAGUAUUGGAGUAACAGUGCUUGGUUGGUAUACCUGCCAAUAAGAAGCGACAUCAAACGCGAAGUAAAGAAAGUAAAAGUUUAAACCCAUUUCUCUACACAGAAGAAUUAAGUUCUAUAGUAAAACAAAAAGUUUUAAGGGAAGGUUUCAAUCUUUACGUCUACUGACUUUUGAUGACACGUUUUAUUAUCGUCUUUAUGUUCAUCCGUCUGUCCGUUUGUUUGUCCGUUAUGAAAUAUGUUGAUGGGGAAUUUAUCUAUGUGUUUAAAUGCUGGGAAACCUUAAUAUUUGUUGAGUUGGAAGUCAAAUGAAAAAUGACCUUUCAUAGUCAUUCCCCUCAAGUUGAAUAUUUCACUUGAUUUUACGACAGACGAAGAAGCCGAGCUCCGUUCAGGUUAGUUAAUGUAACGAUUCUGCUUGAUAGUUAGUGAGGAA